Messenger RNA from Aplysia californica (California sea hare), 2884 nucleotides. RefSeq names its product prostamide/prostaglandin F synthase. The transcript has 6 exons. Lineage: Eukaryota; Metazoa; Mollusca; Gastropoda; Aplysiida; Aplysiidae. The record is from RefSeq and is a predicted model, not a curated record.
AACAAGCACGGGAAACAACUCUAACGUCAUGGGAUCAGAGCUACAAGAGUGGCUGACGAUAGCUGUGUGGUUGUUGUGUAAAGUUGUCUUUUGGCCGUUCCUUGCACUCGUGAACUACUUGGAGCCGUUGGAAGCCCCUACAACCACAAUGGAGCCUUCAAAAAUAGCAAAAAAUCAAGUGAAGAAUGUGUCCACUGGAGAGAUGGUGCCCAUUGAGUCAUUCUGGAAGGAUUCUCGAGUGGUCCUCAUUUUUCUGCGUCGCUUCGGAUGACAGUUGUGUCGGGUUGGAGCCCAGCAGAUAAGCCAGUUGAAACCUCGGUUUGAUGCUAACAAUGUUAAAUUUGUGGGUAUCGGCCUUGAGGAACUUGGCGUAGAGGACUUUGUGAAAGGAGAAUUUUUCAAAGGAGACCUGUACAUUGACCAGAAGAAAGACUGUUACAAAAAGCUUGGUUUUAGAAGGUUAAAUGUGUUCUCCCUGAUCCCAUCUAUGUUUGGGAAGAAGACAAGAGACACCCUCGCCAAGGGUAAGGAGGAGAACGUGAGUGGCAACUUUCAAGGCGAUGGUUGGCAGAACGGAGGUGCUUUUGUCAUUGAUCAAGGCGGAAAAGCUCUCCUGACGUACAAGCAAGAGAAUCCCGGGGAGCACGUGGACCCGAACGAUGUGUUGAAAGCUCUGGGCAUAGAAGGCAGCGUGGAGGUGGAGGCAGCUCCUGCAGUGGACUGCGACAACGGAGCUUGUGCCCUGCCCAAAAAGUCACAGUCGUAGUGAUCAAAACAGUUCAGUUGGCUGUUUGUUAAGCUUUAUAAAAUGUGAGGAAGAAAAAAAAAUACUGCACAUAGUCGUACGGUAGAGUUAAGUUGUGAAAUAUUCAGGUGGGAGGAUGGGUCUGGCAGUUGAAGGUGUAGUUAUUGAUUAGAAACAGUUUAUAAGGCUUUUGUUUCUGUGUCCUUCAGGGUACAACUGAAACAUGAAAUAUAUCUUGUAACUUUUAAUGGAGUUACGUGCUGGACAUUCAUUUUAGGAUGGUACGAAACCUUUGUUGAAAACGUAAUGGCACAGAUUGUUUUGUUAUUUUUCUACUACAGUGUGCAAACACCUGCACUUGUUUUAGUUAUGUGAUAAGAGAGAGGAGGUUGUUUUUUUCUAAACGGUCAGUAGGCGUAUUUUGUAUUCUCUUCACUAUGAAAAAACAAAAAAAAUUGCAGGCUUGCCAACCUUCCUGAAUUUUUCAGGAAAUUCCAGAAUUGCAAUUGUCAUUCCCGAACCUUUCCCGAGACACCAGCACGAUGUGCCCCCCCCUCUCCAAAAGUAUUAUUUUUUUCUUAGAAAAACCAAAACUCGAAGGCAUGGACAAAGGGGUAUGUGUAGUAACUGUGCUGUUACAUUCUCAUCUCUCUCUCCGUUUCUCCACUGGUUUGUUUGAGCGGUUUUUGUGGCCUAUCACAGGAGUGUGUGUCCGUGGCGCUCUGAAGCAUUCAAAAUUCCAGAAUUCAGUAGCUCAAAAGUUGGCAAGCCUGUAAUUGGUUUUUCUACUAACCACAUGUACACAGUGUUUGUAAAUAGCAUUCUGAGUCAAUGACACUACACAGAGAAACUGGUGCUAUCUCUGCAGGGUGAGGAGUGUUUUUGCCAAUAUUGCACGUGUUGUUGAUGUUGUUAUGCCAGGAUGAGAAGCAUUUGAAAAGCAGGAUGGUAGAAUGUUAAGAGUCGCAUAAAUCAGGUUUAGUUUAGAGGAAAUCAAAUUUUCAAGUUCAAAACGGGCAAUACUUUGGUAGUCUUCUGUACUGUAUUACUGUCUUUUCAUUUUGGUUCAGGUUUUCUGCGAGUGCCUUAUUGCUCAUGUGGUGGGGGAUGAUGAAGUGUUGUAGUCUUCUCCUGAUUUCAAUAUAUUUAUUUGUUGUUCUGGAACUAAAGAAUGACAUUGGGAAAAUCAAAUGUAUCCGAAUUGUGACUUGCGCAAUGUAAUGUUUAAGUUUUAGCCAGACAGAAUACUUAAUGAUUUCAUCGUCUUUAUGAUUUGGGCCUGGAAAUUCUCUUUUAUUUAUAUAGUUCAGGGAUAUGGUGGAGAGCAGAAAUUUACAAUUCGAGAGUCAGGACAUUUUUCCUGGUUUUCCUUCUUUUUUUUUUUUUUUUGACUGGCUCAGGUAUUUCUACAUGCUUUCAUCAAAAUAUUUCGGGCAACUUUUGAUAUACCAUAUACAUAUGUCUGAUUAGAAGAUCUUGUAGCGAAACUUUUUUUUUUUUUCGCAUUUUGACGUUGUCAUCUCUUCUCAAAGUUUUGAUUCCGUGGUCAAGAUUGUUUGUCAGUUUGUAGUGAUAGAUCUAGGUGAAUACAUGACUCGUGAUACAUUCCUGUGCGAUUGAUGUGGACUGUAUAACUGUAUCAUUCUUUCAAUUUCAUUUGUACUGUAUGGGUUCUUACAUUUCAUUCAGUUUUUAUCAAAGCCUUAAUUUAAUGCUCGUUAUCAGUACUGGGUGCUAGUGAAGUGUGUAACUGGUGAGUAUACACGUGUCCAAACUGGCAACUGCUGGCUUCAAGACUGACUGGCUGUGCUCUUGUGUUUGACGCAGGCACCAAAAACCCCUCGGGCACGGUGUCAGCUGAAUGGUCUCUCGUGACAAAAAGAGCACCGCCAGCUUUCUUCGGCAGGGCAACACUGCCAGUUUGCACAUGUGUAGUGAAGAUUGUGCAUCUUGACUAGGCCACAGUAUCAUGAUAUAUAUAUCAAACUUUUUCUUCAUUGAUAGUAAUGAUAGUUUGUUGAUAGUUAUUUUUACCAAAGUUCACUGUAUAAUUCAAGAAUGAGUAUAACAUUUUUUAUAUUUUUGCCAUUAUAGAAAUGAAACAUUAAAAAAUAUUCUGAAUAAAAUGUUAUAAAGUCA